Truncatella angustata is the source of this 1333-nucleotide messenger RNA. RefSeq names its product S-adenosyl-L-methionine-dependent methyltransferase. The coding region runs from base 99 to 1190 and encodes 363 amino acids. The record is from RefSeq and is a predicted model, not a curated record. Gene Ontology annotation, molecular function: protein C-terminal leucine carboxyl O-methyltransferase activity. Gene Ontology annotation, biological process: C-terminal protein methylation. Lineage: Eukaryota; Fungi; Ascomycota; Sordariomycetes; Amphisphaeriales; Sporocadaceae. The transcript has 2 exons.
GCACCGUUCGCUAGCCGGCUUGCAUUCCGCUGUCAAAUCGAUCCCGGCCAACCUUGUACAUGUCCCUUCAACUUAUGUAGCCGACUUGGUUUGAUGUCAUGUCAGCUCCUCAGAUACCAAACCUCCUCUCACUCCGCGGCCGAGGUGGUAUCUCCAAGGGUCGUGGUACGGGUAGAUCGCGGGGAGGUUUCACAAACCCCGCUGCAGCCCACGAUGCAACCAUCCAGGGAACUGAUACUGACGCUUCCGUGUCGAGGUUGAGUGCAGUUGAGCUUGGAUAUUUGGACGAUCCAUUCGCCCAAUACUUUGUCCAGAAUACUGGACCGUCGGUUAGGAGAUUACCCAUAAUAAACCGAGGGACCUAUACUCGAACAACUGCUCUGGAUCGCCUGGUGUCAGCCUUUCUGGCUGGAGAUGAAACAGGCUACCAUGGCAGGCGCCAGAUUGUAUCUCUAGGGGCAGGAACAGAUACACGCCCAUUCCGGCUGUUUUCGCAUCCUCGGACGCGUGGUCUGGUGUACCACGAGAUUGAUUUCCCGGCCAUAUCGGCCAAGAAGCGGACAACUGUUCAAUCUGUCCCAUCUCUCCGAAAUAUCAUCCCAGUCAACUCGGAUCCAGAAAGAGGUUAUUGGCACAACAGAACCCUGCCCAACGACUGCUCCUACUUCUGUCAUGGCCUCGAUCUUCGAGAGCUGGCCAAGGCUUCACCCGCGGACGCGGCCGGGGUAUCGAUGUUAGAAGGGUUGGAGCGUGAUAUCCCCACGCUUGUCAUAUCCGAGUGCUGCCUCUGCUACCUAGAGUCUACGCAAGCCAAUGCCGUGAUAUCUCAUUUCACCUCUCUUAUACCUGAACUAUCCCUCGUCAUAUACGAGCCAGUACGACCGUCAGACCCCUUUGGACGGCAGAUGGUGUCCAACCUUGCAGCACGGCGCAUCAGGAUGCCCACGUUGGAAGUAUACGAGGAGGUCAAGGACCAGGAAGCACGUCUUCAGGAAGCGGGAUUUGUAGAUGGAACUCAAGCAUUGACGGUGCGGGACAUAUGGAGGAGGUGGGUUUCAGGGGAGGACAGGGAACUUGUGGAUAGUCUGGAGGGAUUGGAUGAGGUCGAGGAGUGGGAGUUGCUGGCUAGCCAUUAUGUGGUAGCAUGGGGUUGGAGAGGUAGGGGCUUCGAGGGCUGGAAGUAUAUAUAAAGAUUAACGGGUGUCAUGCUACGAUGCAGGCGAUCGAAUGCAAUCAAAUCUCGGAUACGAUGUUUGCGGUGCGGAAAAAAAAAUCGCCUUGAGAUGUCCCAUGAAAGCCUAUCGUUGCGUUCAAGCUGUCCGAAACAGAAACA